This is a messenger RNA of Paralichthys olivaceus (Japanese flounder), 1535 nucleotides long. It is a transcript of the gene echdc3, whose product is annotated as enoyl CoA hydratase domain containing 3. Gene Ontology annotation, molecular function: hydro-lyase activity. The record is from RefSeq and is a predicted model, not a curated record. Lineage: Eukaryota; Metazoa; Chordata; Actinopteri; Pleuronectiformes; Paralichthyidae. Gene Ontology annotation, cellular component: mitochondrion.
CACGUGCUGUUUACGGUGUCGUACCCGGAAGUGUGAGCGGAAGUGCUGGAGCGGUGAACACGGACGAACAUGGCCGCUGGUUUUCUGACCAGAGCGGCUGGUUUGUUUCAGCUCCGCCGGUCAGCGACGCUUCUGACCGGGACAAGAUUUUACCGGACAACCGAACCGGAGCCGCCGACGGUGAAACAGCAGAGCGACGGAAUAAGGAGAAUAAUCUUGAACAAUCCCCAGAAGAGAAAUGCUCUGUCUCUGUCCAUGUUGGAAUCUCUCAGAGAAAACCUCGUCACUGACGUCGACAGUGACGAUCUCAGAGUUAUUAUCAUAUCAGCCAAAGGUCCGGUGUUUUCCUCCGGACACGACCUGAAGGAGCUGACGUCCGCUCAGGGCAGAGAGUAUCACACCAAGGUGUUUCACACCUGUGCAGAGGUAAUGACUCUGAUCCAAGACAUACCUGUUCCAGUGGUCGCCAUGGUGAAUGGAGUUGCCACGGCGGCCGGUUGCCAGCUUGUUGCCAGCUGCGAUAUUGCCGUGGUGACCGAGAAGUCAACCUUCGCCACGCCGGGGGUAAACGUGGGUCUGUUCUGCUCGACGCCGGCGGUGGCCAUCGGCAGAGCUGUGCCGCGGAAAGUCGCCAUGGAGAUGCUGUUCACUGGAACUCCCAUCUCAGCCCAUGAUGCUUUGCUGCACGGUCUGGUCAGUAAGGUGGUGCCAGAGGAGCGACUGGAGGAGGAGACGUUGGCCAUCGCCCGGCGGGUGUGUCAGGCGAGCCGACCCGUCGUAGCCCUCGGAAAAGCCACUUUCCAAAGACAAAUGGCUCAAGGCCGAGACGCAGCGUACGCCACCGCCUCCAAGGUGAUGGUGGACAACCUGGCUCUGAGCGACGGACAGGAGGGGAUCCGAGCCUUCAUAGAGAAACGCAAACCAGUGUGGAGCCAUAAACCAGAAAAGGCCCACGACUGACGGACGGACGGACGGUUUGGAGAAACUUUAACCACCGCACGUCACUGCAGUGAUGGACGUAUUGUGCUGAUUGGUGCUCGUGGUUGAAUAAUUAGCACCAGGCCUGAGUCAGUGAUUGGACUGUGAACAUGAGAGAGUUUAAUUUGAACCAUGAUAAGGUUUGAAAUCGUCGACUUCAUGUCCCCUGAGGAUUUAGUCACUGAACCGCUGUGCCUUUAAAAAAUCUGCUGAGUAGAGACGAGAGGGAAAAACACUGAUGAUGAAAUAAUAGACUCAUAAUUACAAAGAAUGCUGCUCGCUGUAUAAUAUUUGUAAAAUGUUUAAUGCAGUACAGUAACUCUCUAAAUCAUUUUCCCAACCAAAGUGUUUAUGAGAACGUAAAACCUCUUUUCAACUCACUGGGAGAAAAACAUGGAAAUCAUCCAGAAUCAGGCCUAAAAUUUAUUACUUACAAUUCUACAUUUAGAUGUUUUUGGUUUCUGGUUUCAGAGUCUGCACUUACUACGUCAUAGACGGUGAUUUGUUUAUGUCUAAGGAAUUUUAUUUCAUGUAAAUAAUAAAAAUGAGGAAACAGA